Messenger RNA from Phytomonas sp. EM1, 896 nucleotides. NCBI's taxonomy places the organism in Eukaryota, Euglenozoa, Kinetoplastea, Trypanosomatida, Trypanosomatidae. The record is from the annotation of a GenBank genome assembly.
AAAUUCGUUAACUUCAGCCAUUGUUGUUGAUUUCACAGUAAAUGUAGUCCCCGGAUAGUCUAUUUUCUUUUCAGAAAUCAUGUAUUCGAUCUUAUAAAACAUAGAGAAAAACAUUUAUAGGAUAUAUAUUUUUCAUCAUAAUUUUUAAUGAUAGGUUCUUCACAUUGGAUCUAAUUUAGGCGCGAAUCAAAGUCCUAUCGUCAUUCUCUUCCUUAUACUUGAUCUUCGUGAUACCUUUUGAGAUUUGGAAAGCGGCGAUAACUAUCUUUUUCCGACGACUCACAUUAACUUGGCUUAUUUCGUUUCAAUACUAUUCACAAGGUGUGGCAAGAGAGGUUUACAGGGUUGACUCAGAUUAGCGAUGUUCUAUGAAUACUUAUACCAACAUGGCAUGCAAAUAAUGUUUGAUCAGGAUCCAAUCUUGAAUUUUCCUCAAGAAGAAGAUAUUGUGUAAGUAAAUGCCUCCCCUGAAAGGGGUAGCAGACCCUUUUUUUUUCGUGAGGAGCCUACUUCAAAAAUGCUUUUUAUUCAAAGAUCUUCUGAAGUUUCUUUCAUGUUCAAUAGAACAUUAGCAGUGAGUGAAGGAAGAGUAAAUGCGUUAGAGCACUGCGAUCGAGCGUGGUGCGCGUACAGAUGUUGCGUUCCUCUGAGUUUUCCUCACCCUUCUAAUAUGUGUGUAUUUUUUAUCGAUGCCUUACAUAAAUACAUUCCACAAGAAAGCACGUGUUUUUGCUUGUCUUUCUUUGCAACGUUGCGGCAAUUUUGGCUUUGAGAACUUUAAUCCAAGGCAGUCCCUUCUGCACUGUGGGAUGAUCUAAAGAGUCGGAAUUUCACUUCUAUCGAAUAAAAUGGUUUCAUAUAUGUGACUUAGUGAAUAUUAUUAACAAAACAGAAAA